Arachis duranensis is the source of this 1127-nucleotide messenger RNA. RefSeq names its product NAD(P)H-dependent 6'-deoxychalcone synthase. Lineage: Eukaryota; Viridiplantae; Streptophyta; Magnoliopsida; Fabales; Fabaceae. Gene Ontology annotation, molecular function: aldose reductase (NADPH) activity. The transcript has 4 exons. The coding region runs from base 74 to 1030 and encodes 318 amino acids. Gene Ontology annotation, cellular component: cytosol. The record is from RefSeq and is a predicted model, not a curated record.
AUUGCAUACUCAUAUUAAACGUAUUAUUAGCAACCAUCAACUACAUACAUUUAUUUUGUGACAUUAUAAUAUAAUGUCUUCAACAACAAAACUAGCAGUCCCUAAUGUUGUCCUACAAUCUUCAUUCAGCAUGCCGGUGAUCGGCUUCGGAACUGCUUCCGAAACAAACGAUGGUGACACCGUCAAAGCGGCAGCCCUUGAGGCCAUCAAGCUCGGUUACAGGCACUUUGACACUGCUUCUUGUUAUGGGUCCGAGCAGGCUCUGGGAGAAGCCAUUGCUGAAGCUCUUAAACUUGGUCUCAUAAACUCUAGGGAUGAACUUUUUAUUACUUCCAAGUUAUGGUUAUCUGAUAAUCAUCCUCACCUUGUUCUCCCUGCUCUACAAAAAUCACUUCAGAAUCUUGGAUUAGAAUAUUUGGACCUUUACUUAGUCCACUGCCCAAUGAGUGCAAAGCCUGAAAUAAGGAAAUUCUCUUAUAAAGAAGAUGAAUUGGUGCCAUUUGACUUGAAGGGCGUCUGGGCUUCAAUGGAGCAAUGCCACAACUUAGGCCUCACAAAAUUAAUUGGAGUUAGCAACUUCUCUACCAAAAAACUUCAAGAUCUUCUUUCUUUUGCUACUAUUCCUCCCGCGGUUAAUCAAGUGGAGUUGAAUCUUUCGUGGCAGCAAAGGAAUCUAAGAGAAUAUUGCAAAGCUAAGGAUAUUAUGGUAACUGCAUAUUCUCCUUUGGGUGCCAACGGAACCAGCUGGGGUAGUAAUGAUGUUAUGGACAGUGAAGUGCUCAAGCACAUUGCACAUGUUCAUGGAAAAACUAUUGCUCAGGUAAGUCUUAGAUGGUUGUAUGAACAAGGUGUGACUUUCGCCGUGAAGAGCUACAACAAAGAGAGAAUGAAACAAAAUUUAGAAAUAUUUGAUUUUUCACUUAUAAAUGAUGAUUACCAAAAGAUUAAUCAAAUCAAACAGGAGCGCAAAGUGAAGAACGGUCCAGCUGGAUUCGAUGUUGCUGAUCUUCUAUGGGAUGGAGAAAAUUAGAUACUACACUCAUUCAUGUUUUGUGUUGUGUGUUAAUAGAAGGAUUAAUAAUCUUCAAAAUAAAAGGAUUUAUUCUCAAGAAAAGCAAUGAUACUUA